This is a messenger RNA of Momordica charantia (bitter melon), 2256 nucleotides long. Its product is annotated as L-ascorbate oxidase homolog. Lineage: Eukaryota; Viridiplantae; Streptophyta; Magnoliopsida; Cucurbitales; Cucurbitaceae. The record is from RefSeq and is a predicted model, not a curated record. Gene Ontology annotation, molecular function: copper ion binding; oxidoreductase activity.
UUGAUUAUAUCAAUUUCACAUCCCUCCAUUUCAAAUUGGGUGUCGAUUUCUAAUCCCAACACGCCCCCCUUUGCCCUUUGGAAGCCUCUCAUUCCCUUCUUCUCACCGACAUAUCCAAAGCCAAAGCCAAAGCCAAAGCCAAAGCCAGUCAAAAGAAAGCUCAAAGCCAAAGAUUCCAAGUUUUAAAACAUAACUUAGCCACGAAGAACCAAACCCCAGAGGGAAGAGAGACUUUUUGCUUCAUUCAUUUCCAAUUCUUGGAUUUCUGUUCCAUUUCUGCCUUUCCCUCGACUUCUCUCUCAAGAAACAGAGAGAGGGACAGAAUGGGAGAGGUUAGAUUCUUAUGUUUACUCACUUUCUUGUUCUUGGCGGUGAGCUUGAGCUGCAUCAAUGGCGAAGACCCGUAUAGGUUUUUCACCUGGAACAUCACAUAUGGCGACAUAUGGCCUCUCGGAGUGAAGCAACAGGGUAUUUUGAUAAAUGGGCAAUUUCCAGGACCUCAGAUCGAGUCAGUUACUAAUGAGAACUUGAUUAUCAAUGUCUUCAAUAGUUUGGAUGAGCCUUUCCUGAUCUCUUGGAAUGGGAUUCAACAGAGAAGGAACUCUUGGCAGGAUGGAGUUUAUGGCACAAACUGUCCCAUCCCGCCAGGACAGAAUUUCACUUAUGUUCUCCAAGUGAAAGAUCAGAUCGGCAGCUACUUUUACUUCCCUUCCUUGGCCUUCCACAAGGCCGCUGGUGCCUUCGGUGGUUUCAAAAUCUUGAGCCGCUCUAUAAUUCCUGUCCCUUUCCCUCCUCCUGCCGGAGAAUUCACUGUUCUGGCCGGCGACUGGUACUCCAAAAACCACACCGAUUUGAGAGCCAUUUUAGAUGGUGGCAGUGAUCUUCCCUUUCCUGAUGGGCUUCUCAUCAAUGGUCGUGCUUCAAAUGGAAACACUUUUACUGUUGAACAAGGUAAGACUUACAGGUUUCGAAUAUCAAAUGUGGGGCUUACAACUGCCAUAAAUUUCAGAAUACAAGGCCACAAAAUGCUGCUGGUUGAGGUUGAAGGAACUCAUACCCUUCAGAACAUUUAUGAUUCCCUUGAUAUUCAUCUGGGGCAGUCCUACUCCGUCUUGGUCACUGCCGACCAGCCGCAGCAGGAUUACUACAUUGUCGUUUCUACCCGUUUUACCUCCCAAGUUCUCACAACCACCUCCAUCCUUCAUUACAGUAACUCAGCAGCAAGUGUCUCUGGUCCUCCUCCUGGUGGACCGACCAUUCAAAUCGAUUGGUCGCUCGAACAAGCCCGAUCUCUCAGACGAAAUCUGACUGCAAACGGCCCGAGACCGAAUCCUCAAGGUUCUUAUCAUUACGGAAUAAUUAAUGUCACUCAUACAAUAAGGCUUCAAAGCACUGCUCCAAUCAUUAAUGGGAAGCAGAGAUAUGCUGUGAAUAGUGUGUCCUUCAUUCCAGCUGAUACCCCUCUCAAACUUGCUGACUAUUUCAAGAUCUCUGGUGUGUUCUCUCUUGGAAGUAUCUCCGACUACCCAACUGGUGGUGGGGGUUACCUUCAGACUUCUGUCAUGGCUGCUAAUUUUAGAGGCUAUGCUGAGGUUGUGUUUGAGAAUCCUGAAGAUGCCAUGCAGUCAUGGCACGUUGAUGGACACAAUUUCUUUGUCGUGGGGAUGGAUGGAGGGCAGUGGACACCUGCUAGCAGAUUGACUUACAAUUUACGAGACACGAUCUCUCGCUGUACUGUCCAGGUGUAUCCACAGUCAUGGACUGCAGUUUACAUGCCUCUGGACAAUGUGGGGAUGUGGAACAUAAGGUCUGAGAACUGGGCUCGCCAGUACUUGGGGCAGCAGCUGUAUCUUCGUGUAUAUUCGCCAGUAAAUUCAUGGAGAGAUGAAUAUCCAAUCCCGAGAAAUGCUCUUCGAUGUGGUAGAGCAAUCGGUCUCUAACACUCGACCUUCAUGAAGCAACAACAGUUCAGAUCAGUAAACAAUCUCAUCAAGGAUUUAGGAGAUUUUCUCUGUAAAACAUGUGUUAGUCUUGGUUCAACUCGAGCCAUGCGUCGAUCUUUGAGUCAUGAUUCUUGCUAGUUUCUCUUAGUUUUCAAAAGUUUAGAACUCCAAUCUUUCCAGAGAAAGAACACAAUGCUGUAGAAUCCAUGGCUUAAUACCAUUGAUGUGUUGAAAGAAACCAGAAACACAUCGAGAACCUCAUGACUUGCAAUAUUGACCUCCUCAUAUCAAUAUAUGAAUUUGAUUUUCGUUA